Messenger RNA from Anopheles darlingi, 2811 nucleotides. RefSeq names its product zinc transporter ZIP10 (gene Zip71B). Lineage: Eukaryota; Metazoa; Arthropoda; Insecta; Diptera; Culicidae. The transcript is spliced from 5 exons. Bases 636 to 2738 code for a protein of 700 amino acids. The record is from RefSeq and is a predicted model, not a curated record. Gene Ontology annotation, molecular function: zinc ion transmembrane transporter activity. Gene Ontology annotation, cellular component: membrane. Gene Ontology annotation, biological process: intracellular zinc ion homeostasis; zinc ion import across plasma membrane.
AACACACUGAGCGACUCGGUUCGGUUCGGUCCGUGAGCCAAAACAGCCGGCACCAUCGACGGUGGACAACAGUUCGUCGGUAACCAUCAUCAUGCCACUACCAACGUGAGCAGCAGCAGUGUCCCCACACACAAUAGUUAUUGUCCCGGUGCGGUCCGAGGUGCGACACGAACGGCACUGCCCCUCCGUUUAUUUGUUGUGUUGUCGAGAAGCGUGACCCUCCCGCGAUCCGCCUGCGCGCUUACUACUGAGGACGGAACGGAAUCCAAACGUUUCCGGGGGGCAUGCGAUAGGAUGCAGUGUAUAUCCUCCGUGAGUUUCAAGUGCUUUCCGGUGAUCUCGUGCGAGUUUUGAGUGUCGUGGUGGCGAACAAGAAGACGAAUGCUCGAUCGACUGGAAUGAUGGAGGCCACAUCCUAACUUCUGCUGUUCUUAAGUCCCUUAAAGUGAAAGGAAGGUUACCGAGAGGGGUUUUGUGACGGCCGCAGGCGACUACCGACUACUGCAGUGCGUGUGUGUGCGGUAGUGUAUGUGUGCUAUUUGAAUAAGAUAGAGAGAGAGAGGUGAUAGAGUGGCCACAGCCAUUAAGUGCGCGGUUGAAUCACAACGAGUAGAACGCCCUGACAGUGACUCGUGAUGAUGAUGUUUCGGCGAACCACAACUGUCCCAGCCCUGGCCAUGCUGCUUGGCACCGUCUUGUGGCUGGCGGGACCUAGUGGUAUCGCUGCGCACGACGCGGUGUCCGCCGAGACGCUAGCAGCCUCCGAGACUCGUCCGAUCGGUGGUCCAGAUCGGUCCGAGCAGCCGCAGGCAACGCAGACGAUGACGGCGACCACGACGACGCCACCGGCAGUCGACAGCGAAAACAAGUUUCUGAAAUAUCUGUUCAACAAGUACGGCAGCAAGGGUGUGAUCUCCUUCGAGGGUCUCGAGCAUCUGAUGCACAGCCUCGGUCUCGGUGGGCUGGACUUUCCCGGUUCGCACACCUUGAAGGAGCAUCGCCCGGAAGGGUACGACUUUGGUGAUUACGACGUUUACAAUGGCGAACAAUCACCGUCACCGCACGAUCAUCAUCACCAUCAUCAUCCGCAUCAUGAGAACGAGGAAGAGAUAGGCGAUGGUGUGACAGUGGAGCCACCGGUGAUAACGUUCGCCAGCACAAUCCCUCAAGAAGCUUCAGAUCGGCGUGCCCAGCAGGAGCCCCACCACCAUCACCACGAGCAUGCGGAUGAUCAUGAGGGCUCCCGGGGUGGCACUACUAGUACGGUCACACCGACUCACUCCGUACCACAGACACCAGCCCCGGCUGGUGGGGCUGGUGAGCGUGGGAUGACGCCCGGACUGAACGCGGUCGACGAUGGCGAUCACGUGUGGCAGGAGAUGAUCUUCAAAGACAUACACGAUCCACGGCAUCGGCAUCCACGGAACAAAAAUGUCCCAUACUGCUUAUCGCCGAUGUCCAUCGUGCACUUGGUGAUGGAAGAUCCGGUACUUGCCAAGCAGGCCAACCUGCGCCAUCGCCGCUCUCUUGCCCACCACCAGCUGCACGAGCUACGGCAAGAUGAAACCGACGAUGAUGGAGCGAUCGUGGGCGAUUCGAGGAUCGAAAUCACACCGUCCGAGUUUAAGGAUCUCUGUCCAGCAUUCCUGGUGCAGCUCGAUCAGCGAGCCUGUACGCAAAAGCUGCAAAGGGAAGCCAAUCCACGGCGAGAGAAGAAACCAUUCUCACAAGCAUGGAUCUACGCCUCGGCCAGUGUACUGAUUAUUUCUCUGUGCGGUCUGGUGGGAGUAGCGAUGGUACCAUUGGCCAAGUCGAUCGCUUACGACGAUAUACUGCGGUUCCUGAUCGGUCUUGGUGUUGGUACACUGUGCGGUGACGCGUUAAUGCAUCUGCUACCCCAUGCAUUGCUCCCUCAUGCUGAUGAGGAGCACAAUCAUGAGUCGCAUGCUGAGACCGACGACCACGAUCACUCCGCAGAAUCACGAGCCAUUUGGCUUUGCCUGUGUUGCUUCGGUGCUGCGUUCUUUAUGUACAGCUUGGAGAUGAUCCUGCCACUGUUUCGCAACGGUAGCCCGCACGGUCAUUCGCACGGGCCCAGUUCGCAGAGUAAUCGCGUGGAUCCGCAACAACCCGUACCGGCAGCCCAGAGUCAUAAUUAUCAUCAGUCGGAUGAUAUCGAGCUGGACCAUGGGGAGGUGUCGAAAGAGCGCGAAGCCAAUACGAUGCUGGCCAAGAAGGGUGGUGCGAAGCCGAUGGCAGCCGUUGCCUUCAUGGUGAUCCUGGGUGAUGGGCUGCACAACAUAACGGACGGGUUGGCGAUCGGGGCAGCGUUUGCGAUCGAUCCCGUCAUGGGGCUGGCGACCUCGUUCGCCAUCCUCUGCCACGAGCUGCCGCACGAGCUGGGUGACUUUGCACUUCUCCUGCAAACCGGCGUCAGUAUUAGGAGGGCCAUAUUCCUCAACAUAGUAUCAUCGGUGCUUAGCUUUAUUGGAAUGGCGCUAGGGUUACUGUUAACCGGUUUACAUGAGUCGGUCGUCAGCUGGAUAUACGCAGCUACGGCAGGUACAUUCCUAUAUAUCGCCCUGUCCGACCUGGUGCCCGAGAUGCGGAACGAUCUGAGCAGAUGUGACCAGAAGCUGAAAGUCAUUCUCACGCAGCUGAGCGGAUUGGCGCUUGGUGCGGUCAUAAUGCUGCUGAUAGCGCUGAACGAAGAAAGCCUCCAGCGACUGUUCGAGUAGUGCUGUGAAGCAUGUAUAUAGCUGUGUAAAUAAAGUAUUCUUUAGUUUUUAAAUCAUACGUCCGAUACAUCUG